UUGCAUUUUUCUGCCCUUUUCUAUCAUCUCUCUCCCUGGGUUCCAUAUUCAAAUCCACGAGGCGCCCUGAAUGUUUACAUCCUCAUUCAAUCGCUACAUUCAAAAUCUCUCUUUCCAGUAUCAUCUCAAAACAAAUUCUACCAGCUUCCAAUUAAGCUAGGGAUUUAAUUUGCGGUCUUGGCACUGAUUGAUUGAGAAUGGAAAUGAAUAACUCUGAUAACAAGGACUCGUUGCAAUGUGUAAGAGUUGCUGUGAAUAUUAGACCACUGGUUACGUCCGAGCUUCUUGUUGGAUGUACUGACUGCAUAUCCGUGUUCCCAGCUGAAAGUCAGGUGCAGAUUGGAUCGCACUCCUUCACGUUUGAUUACAUUUUUGGGAAUGGGGGGUAUCCGUGUUCGCGUAUAUUUGAUGAAUGUGUUGCCCCACUUGUUGAUGCUCUCUUCCAUGGCUACAACGGCACAGUGCUCGCCUAUGGCCAGACCGGUUCAGGAAAAACUUACACAAUGGGUACAAAUUAUGGUGGAGAAGAGCAUCAAAAUGGAGUCAUUCCUAAAGUAAUGGAUACCAUUUUUUCAAAAGUGGAGGCUAUGAAAGAAUCUGCAGAGUUUUUGAUAAGAGUGUCUUUUAUUGAGAUUUUUAAGGAAGAGGUGUAUGAUUUGCUAGAUCCAAACAUACCAUCUAUGUCCAGAAGUGAUCUGCAACCGAAGUCUACUGGUCUUGCAAGAGUCCCUAUUCAAAUUCGAGAAACAGUGAGUGGAGGGAUUACACUUGCUGGAGUAAAAGAGGCAGAAGUCAAGACAAAAGAUGAGAUGGCAUCAUACCUAUUGCAGGGUUCGGUAUCUCGUGCCACUGCGAGCACAAAUAUGAAUAGUCAGUCAAGUCGUUCACAUGCCAUCUUCACAAUUUCUAUGGAGCAAAAGAGAACAACCAGUUCGUCAGUUGGAGAUGAUGUUGGAGAUGAUAUUUUGACUGCUAAACUACAUUUGGUUGACCUUGCGGGAUCCGAGCGUGCAAAACGAACAGGUGCAGAUGGAACACGCUUGCGUGAAGGCAUUCACAUUAACAAGGGAUUGCUUGCUCUUGGUAACGUCAUUAGUGCCUUGGGUGAUGACAAGAAGAGAAAAGAAGGAGGUCAUGUUCCUUAUCGAGACAGCAAGUUAACACGUCUAUUGCAGGAUUCACUCGGAGGAAAUAGUAAAACGGUUAUGAUUGCUUGUGUUAGCCCUGCUGAUGUGAAUGCAGAAGAAACACUAAACACAUUAAAAUAUGCAAAUCGUGCUCGUAACAUUCAAAACAAAGCAAUUGUCAAUCGUGAUCCAAUGGCAACUCAGGUGCAAAGGAUGCGAAGUCAAAUCGAACAGUUGCAGGCAGAGUUGCUUUGCUUUCGUGGAGAUUCCACUUCACCAGUUGAAGAACUUCAGAUGCUUAAGCACAAAAUUUCUCUGCUUGAGGCAAGCAAUGAUGAGCUAAGAAAGGAACUUCAAGAAUGUAGGAUCAAUAAUGAGCAACUAAAGCAGCGUACUUUUGAUGCACAGGUGGAAAGGGAUGGAUUGCUUUUCAAAAUUGAAUCUUCUCAAAAUGGGAAAAAUUGGAAUGAGAUUGACUCAAAUUCGGAGAAGGAUUUUAAUUUGGUGAAAACUUAUGUCUCUAAAAUUCAAGAUCUAGAGGGAGAAGUGCAGCGUUUGCAAAAUUUGGACAGGUCAAGAUGCAAGGAUUAUGCUUCCGAUUAUGUUGGCUUGGAAGAUGAUGGACUUCACUCUGGAAACUCCUAUAUCAUGGAUUCUGAUAUAAAAAAUGUUGAAACAAAUGUGGAGGCUGAAGACGUGGAGAAAGAGCUAGAGCAUUCUUCUCUUCAAGAAAAAUUGGAUAAAGAACUACAAGAAUUGGACAAAAGACUUGAACAGAAGGAGGCUGAAAUGAAGAGGUUUGCAAGCGCCGACACUUCAGUCCUGAAGCUGCAUUAUGAGAAAAAAGUUCAAGAUUUGGAACUCGAAAAGAGGGGCUUGCAGAAAGAGAUUGAAGAACUUAGGCACAAUCUUGCAAAUAUUUCGUCCAACUCUGACGAUAGCGCACAAAAGCUGAAGGAAGAGUAUCUUCAAAAGCUUAAUGUCCUAGAAACCCAGGUAGCCGUGCUGAAGAAGAAACAGGAUGCUCAAGCUCAGUUAUUGAGACAAAAACAAAAAAGUGACGAGAAUGCGAAAAGAUUACAAGAGGAGAUUCAUAGAAUAAAGACACAAAAGGUUCAAUUACAACAAAAGAUAAAGCAAGAAUCCGAACAGUUUAGGUUAUGGAAAGCAUCUCGAGAAAAGGAAGUUCUUCAGCUAAAAAAAGAAGGAAGAAGGAACGAGUAUGAAAUGCAUAAGCUUUUGGCAUUAAAUCAGAGGCAAAAGAUGGUCUUACAAAGAAAGACCGAAGAAGCCUCUAUGGCUACCAAACGACUCAAAGAGUUGCUAGAAUCUCGGAAAGCUUCACGUGAAAUAUUUGGUGGUGGAAAUAAAAAUGGUCCAGGAAUUCAGGCAUUAUUGCAGGCAAUUGAGGAUGAACUUGAGGUUACAGUACGGGUACAUGAAGUGCGAUCAGAAUAUGAACAUCAAAAAGAGGAGAGGACAAAAAUGGCUAAAGAGCUUGCAGAACUGAAGGACGAAGCACAACGUCAAAAGCAGUACUUGAGUCAAGGCCCACAGACAAUGUCUCCUUGUGCUAGAAAUUCAAGAAUUGUUGCUCUUGAAAACAUGGUAGCUACUGCAUCAAGUACCCUUAUUUCUAUGUCAUCCCAAUUAUCAGAAGCAGAGGAACGUGAACGGGCAUUUAAUGGCAGAGGAAGGUGGAACCAUGUUCGUUCCCUUGCUGAAGCUAAAAAUAUCAUGAACUUCCUUUUCAACUUGACAUCCUCCUCCAGAUGCCAGCUAAGGGAUAGAGAAGUCAACUGCAGAGAGAAGGAUUGUGAAAUAAGAGAUUUGAAAGAAAAAAUAGUCAAUUUGGUUAGACAGUUGGAAAUGCAAAAGGCUGAACUCAGUCGUCAAGAGAAGUUAAUGAAGUUGGCUUCAAAGAGACAAUCGAGGGAAAUGACUAAAAGUUUUGAAACUCACAUGCUCAAUAACAGUGAAGGUCAUGCUUAUGACUUGCGGCCGAAGGGAUCUCGGAACUCCAUUGUUUUCAAUGGUGGAAGGUAUAAUUGCGAGUUGUUAGAAGAUAUGGAUACAUCGGAUGAUGAUCUUCAGCCAGAGGAUUCUGAUAUCCGUAGCGACGAUGAUGCUGAGUGGGUACGUACUAAAGAAAAAAAAAUGCGCCAAGAUAGGAAAAAGCAGUUUAAAAUUGAUAAUCAUCUUGAACUAGAAUCGAAUGUAAAAGGACAAGAUUUAAUGACUUCGAAAGAUGGAGUCUGCUGCUCAUGCAGUAAAUAUUCUUCAUGCAAGACAAUGAGAUGUGAAUGUCGAGCUGCAGAGGGUAGUUGUGGAUCGUCCUGUAGCUGUGAGCCCACAAAAUGCAGCAAUACAGAGGAAGCUUCUAGGAAAGUCUCAGUGCAACCAGAAUUUGUUGAAGCUUUCGAAAAUUUAUCAAUGGCAACUGAAAAUGAGAAAAGCCAUGUUCUUGCUGCUGAAGGAGCAAAGUUACUUCAAAGUGCUCUAUCUGAGAAGCCUGUCAUCACAAGUGAUGGAGGGACCGGAAGGAAGCCUUUAUCAGACAUCGGGAAUGACCUGACAAAAUCAAACGCACCAAAGCCCAAAAAGAGAAAAAAUUGGCGCAAAUCAGUUAUUCAACUUGUUCCUGCUAUCCCCCCCACAUUGGAAGCUCAAGGCCCUGUAAAAUCAGAAAGCAAUGUUGAGGCUGAUAUUCCUUUGAAGUUACCAAGAGCAAUGCGCUUUGCUUCUGUAAAUAACAAUCCUUUGAAAGAAAGGAAUUUGGAUCAGCCAAUUGAGUCUGUCGUUGAUAAGGACACAACAAGCACUUCAACAGCACCUGUAAGUCCUCAUCAACAGACAAGAACAACGAAUGGUAAAGAAAACCAGGGACAAUAAGCUAUUUAGUGUUCCUCCCAGUUGAAUUGAAACGGGGAUCAGUUUUUCGAAUCUUGUAGUGUAUGGUAAUUGCUCAACCUAGUAGGUUUGAUCCUGUCCUCACAGGUGUUUCUACGAACUUUGAUCAGCAAGAAUGAAAUUGAUUAUUGGGGGUCGUUAAAGAUGUAUGAAUUUUCAUUGAUCAUGUUAUUUGUGAAAUAUACUUGUAUAUUCCAGGGAAAAGGCCGACUUAAUUUCUUUUUCUU
Olea europaea var. sylvestris is the source of this 4264-nucleotide messenger RNA. RefSeq names its product kinesin-like protein KIN-4C. Lineage: Eukaryota; Viridiplantae; Streptophyta; Magnoliopsida; Lamiales; Oleaceae. The coding region runs from base 198 to 4019 and encodes 1273 amino acids. The record is from RefSeq and is a predicted model, not a curated record. The transcript is spliced from 28 exons. Gene Ontology annotation, biological process: microtubule-based movement; mitotic spindle organization. Gene Ontology annotation, molecular function: microtubule motor activity; ATP binding; microtubule binding.